Closterium sp. NIES-67 is the source of this 2877-nucleotide messenger RNA. NCBI's taxonomy places the organism in Eukaryota, Viridiplantae, Streptophyta, Zygnematophyceae, Desmidiales, Closteriaceae. The record is from the annotation of a GenBank genome assembly.
UUGGUGGAAUCUCUCAGACCCAGGGCCAGCAGGGGUCAUCAAGGGCAAGGGGCAUUUUCUUGCCAGGCAUUUCCCCUCAGGGAUUUCCGAAAUCUCAGCUGUAGUCUGUAAUGUCAGUCUAGAUCGUGAAGCUUUGGAAUAAGGAGUAGGGGCAUAGUCCUAGGGACCACUAUGCAUGCAAUGUGUCAGCAAAUCGGUUGUUACCGCAUCGCAUUGGCUUAGGAAGCUUUCGGUCUAGGGGCACGCUCUUUGCUAUCCACGCAAUAUGCAGUUACUAGUUCCUCCAGAGCUUCGCUGAGACACCGCAAGAUCCGGUUUCAGAAGAAGGUGCCUAUUUAUAACCGUCUAUAAUAUAGUACUAUCUCGCUCUCCAUAAAUCCAGCACAUCGCUCUCUGUAUUCGCGUCGCUGAUUCGGCGCGACGAUGGAGCAAGUGGACGAGGUGGUCGGCAAUGUGACGUCAUGGUUCAGAAGGUUCGUGAUGAGUGCCUUGGAGCAUCAGCACGCGCCGCUGCCCCAAGACGACAUGGACGAGGGCGUCGGGCGAACGUACCGCUUCUCAGGCAUGCAAGACGAAUCGCCGUGGUGGCUUAAAUGGUCCAGCACUGCGCCCCCCGGGUACGACCACCGCGCGCCCCAGCUGCACGACCAGCGGAGCGACGGCGGAAGCCAGGGGCAGGGGUAUGGCGGGCGGUACGACGACGAACGGGGCAGCCGAUAUGGCUACGACGAGUAUGCGCGGGACCGACCAUACGACCGGGAGAGGGAAGAGGAGGAGGAGCGGGAGAGGGAGAGGGCGGAGCGUAUACGGCGAGAGGAGGAGGAGGAGAGAGCCCGCCGAAAAGAGGAAGAGGAAGCAGAGGCAGCAGCCGCAGCAGAAGCGGAAGCUGCUGCAGCAGCGGCAGCACCACCCCCAGAUCUCCUGUCGAUGGAAGACGAUCUGUUAGGGCUGGGCACAGAUGCGGGCGUGGGUGCUCUGGUGCUCUACACUGCUCCCACCUCCGACGACCUCAUUUCCAAGGCGUUUCAGCAGGAGAUCAGCUUACUGGACAUAGACACUGGCACGUCAGAGGCCUCUUUGCUGGAGAAGGUGAACUCGGUGGCACCCAAGCAGGCGAACGGGGAGGUGGACCUGCUGGCUCUGGUGGACGGGCCUGUGCCUGCUGGCGCUGCAGCUGCUGCAGGGGGGGGAUUGGGAGGAGGGCUGGAUGCGACGAGUGGUGCUCUGGUGCUGGUCACGCCCAUGAAGGGCUUCCACGCCACCCCCACACGCCAUGGGGUUUGUGGUGCUUGCGAUCGCAGCAUAGACGCCGGCCGCUAUCUGAUUGCUCUGAACCGCCACUGGCACCCAGCGUGCUUCAAGUGCUGCCACUGCCGACUGCCCGUGACUGAAAUGCAGUGCUCUGUCAAGGAGGGCGACACCUACCACACAGAAUGCUACCGCCAGCUCUUCCACCCGAAGUGCUAUGUCUGUGACACUUAUAUGGCCCCCAACGACUCUGGCAUGGUGGAGUACCGCCUCAACGACCUGUGGCACUCCAAGCACUGCACCAAGCACAGCCCCUCCACAGAUGGCUCCCCACUCUGCUCCGCCUGCACUCGCCUUCAGCCCAGCACAUGCACAAUGGUCGACAUUGGCGGUAACCGCGCCCUCUGCCCCGAUUGUAACACCUGCUCCUGGCCCUCUCCCCCCGCCUCCGCCCUCUCCUCCCUCACCUCCUCCUCCUCUUCGUCCUCCCUGGGAGCGGUAGUUGUAGAUGCGUCUGAGUGCGCCCCCCUCUUUGCCUCUGUGCUGAGCUUUUUCGAGGAGGUGGGGUUGGGAGCGGUGCUGAGGGGUGCCGUGGGCGUGAUGGGGGAUGACCUGCCGGUGGUCACCGCGGAUGUUGCGGCGCUACAAGCUGCUGCUGGGGGAGAGAGACAGGGUGCGUCUCGCCUGGCUGUGGUGCCGGGAGUGUGCCUCACACAAGACACCACCAUCGAAACGGUCGUACGAGCACCAGGGUCCGCAGCAGGGGGGGCGUUUGGGGGCAUUGCAAGUGAGCCCAAGUCGUUGGCACGUGUCAACUCCACUGCUGUCUCUGGCAUCGUCAUUCUCUAUGGCCUCCCUGCACCUCUGGCAGGGGCAGUCAUUGCGAAUCAGCUCAUGCGGGCAUGGUUCCUCCUCGAUGGUGCCUUCUCAGCCCUACCCUCAGAAAUCGAGGAGGCCAUGUGCCAAGUCAUGGCGCACCUCUGGUUACAGCGUUACCAGCAGCAGCUGAAGAGCCCCUCUCCCUUCCAAUCCGGCUUCCUUGACUUCUGCCUCAACCGCGUGGCCUCCGACCCCUCCCCUGCGCUCGUUGACUCGUUCCGCUCUGCCUACUCUGCUGUUGUCUUCAAAGGCCUGCUCGCCACCAUCCAAACACUACGCAUGUCCAACACCCUCCCUGCGAUUUAGGCUCACGGGUCGACUCCCUGUUCCCUCUGCUUCUGCCUCAGCCGACCGGCCUCUGAUGCAUCUCUGCUUGCCAGGAGUCAACAUCCAUAAUGUCCCUCUCUCUCUCUCUCCGGAAUCUACAUGCCUGGGUCCACCUUGAAGCCAUGUGAUGUCUCAUAUAUGCACACUUCUACUCUACACACUCACAUUCAUAUCGUUGCACUAGCAUUCAUCUAUCGCUCCUAUUUUGCGUGGUUGGUCCUUACUCCAGAGUCUGUUUUCUGGCUGGUACGGCGGUGGUGGCCUCGGGCUACUUCAAUUAGUCGUUUACUUACCAGGAUAAGUUGAGAAAACUGAAGAUCGAGUAUUUUACAUGCUGCUCAUAUGGCUGUACCGGCAGAUGGAAAUACUCAUCGACUAUAGUCUGCAUAAUUUAAUCUGAAGGCAUAAACUUCAACAAUGAUU